GCAAUUCCAGUUCUCGCCGGGGACUCGCUUUUUCCCUACGUCAGCGGUAGCGAGCGCGAAGUCGGGAGCGAGCUCGGACAAAUAGCGUCAGUGGCGAGCGCGUGUUCGUCCCCGGGCGCGCGCGUCCCUGCCAGCUCUGGGGCCCCGGCGGGGUUGGGGAGGGAUGGAGCGGACGGCGGCAGGAGCGACCGAAUGCUGAGCAAUGGAACCUGCGGAAUCGGCCGCGAUGGGAUCCCGCGCGGGCUCGCCCUUUGGGACACUCCGCUUCCAGUGGCUGCUGUUGUUGGGCUUGGUGGGCCCAGUCCUCAGCUGGGCGCGGCCAGGCUUUCAACAGACCUCACAUCUCUCUUCUUAUGAAAUUAUAACUCCUUGGAGAUUAACUAGAGAACGAAGAGAAGCCCGUAGGCCCUACUCAAAACAGGUAUCUUAUGUCAUUCAAGCUGAAGGAAAAGAGCAUAUUAUCCACUUGGAAAGGAACAAAGACCUUUUGCCCAAAGAUUUUGUAGUUUAUACCUAUAACAAGGAAGGGGCUCUGAUCUCUGACCAUCCUGAUAUACAGGACCAUUGUCAUUAUCGGGGCUAUGUGGAAGGAGUUUAUGAUUCAUCCAUUGCUCUUAGUGACUGUUUUGGACUCAGAGGAUUGCUGCAUAUAGAGAACGUGAGUUAUGGGAUUGAACCCCUGCAAAACAGCUCUCAUUUUGAGCACAUCUUUUAUCGAAUGGAUGAUAUCCGCAAAGAGCCUCUGAAAUGUGGGGUUUCGAACAAGGACACAGAAGCAGAAACAACCCAGGACGAAGAGGAAGAGCCUCCCAGCAUCACUCAGCUGCUUCGAAGAAGAAGAGCUGUGCUGCCACAAACCCGCUAUGUGGAGCUGUUCAUUGUUGUAGACAAGGAAAGGUAUGACAUGAUGGGGAGAAAUCAGACUGCAGUGAGAGAAGAGAUGAUUCGUUUAGCAAACUACUUGGAUAGUAUGUAUAUUAUGUUAAAUAUUCGAGUUGUGCUAGUUGGACUGGAGAUUUGGACAAAUGUAAACCUGAUCAGCACAGUUGGUGGUGCUGGUGAUGUGUUGGGGAACUUUGUACAAUGGCGGGAAAAGUUUCUUAUAACACGUCGGAGACAUGACAGUGCACAGCUAAUUCUGAAGAAAGGUUUUGGUGGGACUGCAGGAAUGGCAUUUGUGGGAACAGUGUGUUCAAGGAGCCACGCAGGCGGGAUUAAUGUGUUUGGGCAAAUCACAGUGGAGACAUUUGCAUCUAUUGUUGCUCAUGAGUUGGGUCAUAACCUUGGAAUGAAUCAUGAUGAUGGGAGAAAUUGUGUUUGUGGAGCAAAGAGCUGCAUUAUGAAUUCAGGAGCAUCAGGUUCCAGGAACUUCAGCAGUUGCAGUGCAGAGGACUUUGAGAAGUUAACUUUAAAUAAAGGAGGAAACUGCCUUCUUAAUAUUCCCAAGCCUGAUGAAGCCUAUAGUGCUCCCUUCUGUGGCAAUAAGUUGGUGGACCCCGGGGAAGAGUGUGAUUGUGGUUCUCCAAAGGUCAGUUGAAUGUUUGCUUUCUGCUUUGUUACAUUCCUUCAGGGUUUGCAGAAAAUAAAAUAGCUUGCUGUGGGCAACUGUGGCACAGGAGCUAAAUUUCUUCCAGGAGGUACUUUAUGUAGAGGAAAAACCAAUGAAUGUGAUGUUCCAGAAUAUUGCAAUGGUACUUCUCAGUUCUGUCAGCCAGAUGUUUUUAUUCAGAAUGGAUAUCCUUGCCAGAAUAACAAAGCCUAUUGUUACAACGGCAUGUGCCAAUAUUAUGAUGCUCAGUGUCAAGUCAUCUUUGGCUCAAAAGCCAAGGCUGCCCCAAAAGAUUGUUUCAUUGAUGUGAAUUCUAAAGGUGACAGAUUUGGCAAUUGUGGCUUCUCUGGUAAUGAAUACAAGAAGUGUGCCACUGGAAAUGCUUUGUGUGGAAAACUUCAAUGUGAGAAUGUCCAAGACAUGCCUGUAUUUGGAAUUGUGCCUGCUAUUAUUCUGACCCCCAGUGGAGGCACCAAAUGUUGGGGUGUGGAUUUUCAGCUAGGAUCAGAUGUUCCAGAUCCUGGGAUGGUGAAUGAAGGCACAAGAUGUGAUGUUGGGAAGAUCUGUAGAAAUUUCCAAUGUGUAAAUGCUUCUGUUCUGAAUUAUGACUGUGACAUUCAGAAGAAGUGUCAUGGACAUGGGGUAUGUAAUAGCAAUAAGAAUUGUCACUGUGAAAAUGGCUGGGCUCCCCCAAAUUGUGAGACUAAAGGAUACGGAGGAAGUGUGGACAGUGGACCUACAUAUAAUGAUAAGAAUACUGCACUGAGGGAUGGACUUCUAGUAUUCUUCUUCUUAAUUGUUCCCCUUAUUGUGCUUGCUGCUUUUGUCUUCUUCAAGAGAAAUCAACUACGGCAAAGCUGCUUCAGAAAGAAGAGAUCACAAACAUAUGAGUCAGAUGGAAAAAAUCAAGGAAAAGUCUCUAGACAACCAGUGAGUGUUCCUCGACAUGUUUCUCCAGUGACUCCCCCCAGAGCAGCUAAUGCAUAUGAAAACAGAUUUCCUGUACCAACAUAUGCAGCGAAGCAGCCUCAGCAGUUCCCAUCAAGGCCACCUCCACCCCAACCAAAAGUAUCAUCUCAGGGAAAUUUAAUUCCUGUUCGUCCUGCUCCUGCACCUCCUUUAUAUAGUUCCCUCACUUGAUUGUUUUACCUUUCCUUUUGCCGAUAUCUUCAGGGAAGCUAAUAGUUUUUUUCCUGAUAUUUUCUUGAAAAUCCUUUCCUCCUGCUGCAACUAUGAAUGAAAAUAAAACACCACAAAACAAACUUUGUUAACACAGAAAAACAGAAAUUGAGUAAUGGGAAUUGAGAAAUAUAAGAAGUUCAACGAAGUCAGGGAAUUUAGAAUAACAUUUUCAUUUCUGUCACUGAAUAAGUUGUAUUCAGUCAUCUGUGAAGUUAAUGUGUCUAACAUGGAUUGUUGUUAUUUUGAACAUGUUACUGUAAUAAUCCUCAAAUUAACUGUAUUGGUUAAAUUUUGUCAUUAUAUGCUUAAAUGUAAUUAUGAAGUUUGAUCUUAGUUAUCAUUAAUGUAGUUUCAGGUUGAACAUGUGAUCAUCUAAUACCUGUGAAACUGAUUAAUUUACUGCCAAUAAUGCAUAAUAUUUUUCAUCUUGCACAGACUAAUAAUCAUCAUAUGCUAGAUUCUUGAAUAAAAGUUUAUUCUGUUUUCAAAAGAAUGCACAAAUGCCACAAUUAAGGUCCAUAAUAUUUUUAAGUACAAAAUACACUAAAGGUAUAUAUGUGUGUAUUCACACACAGUCAUCUUCCACGUUUAUGAUCAUUCUAUAGAUAAGUGAUUCUAUGGAUUCUGUGGAUAAUAGAGUCUAUGGAUCUAUCUAUGGAUAAUGAAUAUUAGAAAAAUUAAUUUAAUAGAAUUCUAUUGUGAAUCAUGUUAAAACAUGACAUCCUUUUACAAUAGCAUUAUUUUAAUAAAGUAUAAACCUUAAGGUACGAAGUAUUUAAUAGAACUAAUCAGAUAAAUGCUGUUGAUUCAUGGCUGUAUAAAGCAGGAACAAUUGUAUGUUCAAUCAAUUGAGCUGUUAUAAAACCACUUGAUAAUUUCAUGAGCACUUUAAGUGUAAAAUCUGAAACUUUAAAGCUUGCUUUUAAUAUAAUUUAGAAUGUUUACAUUUACUAAAGUGUGCUGGAACAGGUCUCUCUUGACACUAAUAUUUUCAAAGGAAUUAGGCUAGAGAAAGGAAGAAAAGGUUUUCUUAAAUAAGUGCAAAAAUGUUACGUGGUGUCUGAGUUAU
Myotis davidii is the source of this 3800-nucleotide messenger RNA. It is a transcript of the gene ADAM9, whose product is annotated as ADAM metallopeptidase domain 9. The record is from RefSeq and is a predicted model, not a curated record. The transcript is spliced from 21 exons. Gene Ontology annotation, molecular function: integrin binding; metalloendopeptidase activity. Gene Ontology annotation, biological process: cell-cell adhesion mediated by integrin; transforming growth factor beta receptor signaling pathway; membrane protein ectodomain proteolysis. Lineage: Eukaryota; Metazoa; Chordata; Mammalia; Chiroptera; Vespertilionidae. Gene Ontology annotation, cellular component: plasma membrane.